This is a messenger RNA of Pongo pygmaeus (Bornean orangutan), 1452 nucleotides long. It is a transcript of the gene PROK1, whose product is annotated as prokineticin 1. The record is from RefSeq and is a predicted model, not a curated record. Gene Ontology annotation, biological process: endothelial cell proliferation. The transcript is spliced from 3 exons. Bases 115 to 432 code for a protein of 105 amino acids. Lineage: Eukaryota; Metazoa; Chordata; Mammalia; Primates; Hominidae.
GGAGGCGGGGGAUGCAGGAGAGCCUGGCCUCCCCAGCUUGCCAGGCACAAGGCUGAGCGGGAGGAAGCGAGAGGCAUCCAAGCAGGCAGUGUUUUGCCUUCACCCCAAGUGACCAUGAGAGGUGCCACGCGAGUCUCAAUCAUGCUCCUCCUAGUAACUGUGUCUGACUGUGCUGUGAUCACAGGGGCCUGUGAGCGGGAUGUCCAGUGUGGGGCAGGCACCUGCUGUGCCAUCAGCCUGUGGCUUCGAGGGCUGCGGAUGUGCACCCCGCUGGGGCGGGAAGGCGAGGAGUGCCACCCUGGCAGCCACAAGGUCCCCUUCUUUAGGAAACGCAAGCACCACACCUGUCCUUGCUUGCCCAACCUGCUGUGCUCCAGGUUCCCGGACGGCAGGUACCGCUGCUCCAUGGACUUGAAGAACAUCAAUUUUUAGGCACUUGCCCGGUCUCAGGAUACCCACCAUCCUUUUCCUGAGCACAGCCUGGAUUUUUAUUUCUGCCAUGCAACCCAGCUCCCAUGACUCUCCCUGUCCCUACGCUGACUGCCCUGAUCUCUCUUGCCUAGUACGCACAUAUGCACACAGGCAGACACACCUCCCAUCAUGACAUGGUCCCCAGGCUGGCCUGAGGAUGUCCCAGCUUGAGUCUGUGGUGUGAGAGGUGGCCAGCCUGGUUCUCUUCCCUGCUCAGGCUGCCAGAGAGGUGGUAAAUGGCAGAAAGGACAUUCCCCCUCCCCUCCCCAGGUGACCUGCUCUCUUUCCUGGGCCCUGCCCCCUCCCCACAUGUAUCCCUCAGUCUGAAUUAGACAUUCCUGGGCACAGGCUCUUGGGUGCAUUGCUCAGAGUCCCAGGUGCUGGCCUGAUCCUCAGGCCCUUUACGUGAGGUCUGUGAGGACCAAUUUGUGGGUAGUUCAUCUUCUCUUGAUUGGUUAACUUCUUAGUUUUAGACCACAGACUCAAGAUUGGCUCUUCCCAGAGGGCAGCGGACAGUCACCCCAAGGCAGGUGUAGGGAGCCCAGGGAGGUCAAUCAGCCCCCUGAAGACUCUGGUCCCAGCCAGCCUAUGGCUUGUGACCUGUGACCUGUGACCUUCUGCCAGAAUUGUCAUGCCUCUGAGGCCCCCUCUUACCACACUUUACCAGUUAACCACUGAAGCCCCCAAUUCCCACAGCUUUUCCAUUAAAAUGCAAAUGGCAGUGGUUCAAUCUAAUCUGAUAUUGACAUAUUAGAAGGCAAUUAGGGUGUUUCCUUAAACAACUCCUUUCCAAGGAUCAGCCCUGAGAGCAGGUUGGUGACUUUGAGGAGGGCAGUCCUCUGUUCAGAUUGGGGUGCGAGAUUGGGGUGGGAGCAAGGGACAGGGAGCAGGGCAGGGGCUGAAAGGGGCACUGAUUUCAGACCAGGGAGGCAACUACACACCAACCUGCUGGCUUUAGAAUAAAAGCACCAACUGAACAGA